GGGAAUCUUUUUGACCCCAUUUAGGGGGAAAAAAGUAUAUUUUGUAGAGGCGCGUAGUUCGAUUAAGGACAAAAAACAAUUGAAGCCCCUCUUAUGCAAAGACGUAAUUCUAUUGCACGAGACAGCGAAUGCGAUGUAAAUAGGACAGCAAAAAUACUGAGGCUCGUGGACUCUAAUUCCGCAACACGUGUUGUCAACUGGAAUUUUCUUGCAUAGAGAAAAUCAGCUGGAGAAUGCCAACAGAUGCCCAAAAAAUUGUAUAUCCACCAUACCACGUCACAGAACCCCGUGGUUUUGGAGUAAAUCGUUAAAAACACGAUGAAACUUGUCUCCUCAUGCCGGCAGACAGUGGGAUUGGGGGCGCCACCAGGGGAAGGGGGCUCGACAUUAGUGUGUAUUGUGUGGAUUUCCAAUGAACUGCGCUUCUGUGUAUCGUAAAAUCCCAACACAGGCGUGAAAUUCCCCAAACGCGCGGGCUUUUCACAUGAAAACAAAGCCGAUGUAACGCGAAUAGUGUAUCUUCGGGACUAUUCGAGUUGGAUUUUGUGGUGGGGGUAGCCAAGGGUAUAUAAGCACUUGGUAUGAUACAGCACCAAACACAUUGUGAAAUUCUAUCAAGAAGUAAAGAAGUCAAGUGAAUUUGAAGAGCAUUCAACAGAGGAAUUUCAUCUGAAUUGCAUAAGACGGUGUAAACACAAGUGAUACAGCAGAAUAACUAAGCAGCAUACAUUUUGGAUUUAUCAGUGAAUACACUAAAUACCACACCUCCCUGGGGGACAAAGCUGAAGAAAUUCAGUGCAAUUGUAAGAGUGAAAGUCACUAAACUGGCACCACAUUCGGAAUAUAUUUCCCUAAAUUUGAGGCGAGACUCCAAAGACGAGAUGGUACUUGAAGAGAAAACGUUUGAAAGUGUUGAGCAAAUGGCACGAAAACCAACAAAUCUCGGACGGACAGUCCGAAAUGUCCUGCUAAGGGCACAAACAGACAAGAGGACAAUUGUGGGUGUUGCUGCAGCAGUAAAGACACUCUCAUCUGCCCCGGAGGAUGCCCUCUUCUGUUUCCUGGCACCACCAUCACAAGGUGAUAGUGCUACACAUAUGCAGGAAGUCCUGCUACAGGCUUUCUGCUUUGAGAAUGACAUCUACAUCAUCAAAGUGGACAGCAGUGAGAAAUUGAGUCGUAUCCUUGGGGCACACACUCUGGAAUCCUGUGCUCUCGUUCAAAAAGCCUGGACCGUGGAUCAAACUGAAGAACUUCUCACAGCUGCUGAGGAAGACCUCGUGGAUCACUGUGAAGCCUUCUGGGAUGCACCAAAUCAACCAGUCGUGCGUCUUCCUGAACUGUGAAUUCCAUCCGACAAAAUGGGAUGGAAUCCCAGUUGGUGCUACACAUCUGAAAUUUGACAUGGACCUAGAGUGGGUAAACCCACCUUUUUCCUGAUCAACAAAACGCAUCUCAUUGUUUGCGUGGAAAGUGUCCAUAAUAUUUUGGAACAUUUUUAUAUUUUACAUCUUCAAUACGUAGCCAUGGAUGUCAUCAUUCAGAUCGACUACAACUUGAAGAAGAAAAGCAAACAAAUUAAUUUGGUGCAAGAAACUACCAAAAGGAUUUAUUUUCCACAAAAACACAUUUUUCCCACAUAUUUUUGGCUAAUUAUGUGGAACGCUAUUAUGGGGCGCUAUAGAUUAUGUAAAAUAUUAAUUAAUCUUGAAACAAUACUAAGAACUAGAUAUAAGUUGGAAUUUGAGCACAGCAAAGUGCAUCAACCUCAUGAUAAAAAAAUUGUUACAACUAUUGAAGUUAGGGCGAUUAAAGAGAAGAAAAUUGAAUAAAUAAAAUAUGAAUUGUAAAUGAAUAUAAAAA
This is a messenger RNA of Lutzomyia longipalpis, 1863 nucleotides long. It is a transcript of the gene Gadd45, whose product is annotated as growth arrest and DNA damage-inducible protein GADD45 alpha. NCBI's taxonomy places the organism in Eukaryota, Metazoa, Arthropoda, Insecta, Diptera, Psychodidae. Gene Ontology annotation, cellular component: nucleus; cytoplasm. The transcript has a single exon. Gene Ontology annotation, biological process: regulation of cell cycle. The coding region runs from base 882 to 1346 and encodes 154 amino acids. The record is from RefSeq and is a predicted model, not a curated record.